AUGCGUAAAGUACACGAGCCAACUGUGGCGCAAAGAUCGCCCGUUGCGGAGACCCAUCGCUUCUCGCUCAAACGCGCUGCAACUUGCUGUCCAUUCUCGAAUUCACCACUUCGAGCUCAACUAAUUCUUCAAGAGCAAGCUCUCUGUUCCUCCCACCGGACCAAGUCUCCAUCUCCAGCAAUCAUGUUCAGCAACAACAAGAUCUUCGCACUUUGCAUCGCCGUCGUGGCUCUUUCGAGCCAUGUGCAGGCCGAGAAGCAAGUGGCCGAGACGUUUGGACUACUCGGUGUACCUGGUGUCGGUGUCGGUGUUCCCGGUGUCGCUAGCGUCGGAGUGGGUGGCCCCGGUUACGUUGGACCAGGUGUUGGUGUCGGCGUCCCGGGCGUUGCUAGCGUUGGUGUCGGUGUGGGUGUAAACGGCGUUGGUGUCGGUGUGCCUGGUGUCGGUGUAGGUGUAAACGGCGUUGGUGUUGGCGUGAAUGGUGUCGGCGUUGGGGUGGGUGUUCCGGGUGUCGCUAGCGUGGGUGUGGGUGCUUCCCCUGUAGUCGGAGUGAACGGUGUUCAUGUUGGUGCACCUGAGACCGUUGUCCACGACGGUGUCGACGUCGGUGCUGGGACUGGGACUGGAGUGAGCAGGACUGUGACUGUGACGAGUGACGACGGUGCCAACACGGCGAAGCCGUCUACCACCACGGGUGGUGCGUCGGCGAGCGCCACUGCCAGCGCUUCUGCGAACACGAACUCGAACGCAAUGACGAAUGCUGGCGCAAAGGCCGGAACCGGCGCAACAUCUCAGAAGUCCUACCGCAAGCUUCGGUCGGAGCAGUGA
Phytophthora infestans T30-4 is the source of this 828-nucleotide messenger RNA. Its product is annotated as carbohydrate-binding protein, putative. The coding region runs from base 1 to 828 and encodes 275 amino acids. The record is from RefSeq and is a predicted model, not a curated record. Lineage: Eukaryota; Oomycota; Peronosporomycetes; Peronosporales; Peronosporaceae. The transcript has 2 exons.